AGUUGUGUUGCUUUUUGUAUUGUUGCAGAUGCGAUGAUUGCCUUGGGAAAAAUGAACAUUUAGGGGAUCUUGAUGUAUGUUAGUUGCUUGGUGAGAAGAAAAUUGGCCCCUGGAAUGCACCACCAUUAUCAUUCUUGCGCUGCAAGCAAUAAUAAUAAUAACAACAACAAUAAUAAUUUCUCAUCUGGAAGAGAUUGUUCAAAAUGGCUGUAGCCAUUAACCAACACCACGGAUUUAAGCCAUUCAGCAGGUCCCAGAGAUGCAAGCUCCAAUCCUUCAGUCACCUUGAUCAGACCAUUUUGGAACUCAAUCGAGCUACUCUUUCCCACCACUCCUUUAAACAAAAACAAAAACUACAACAACAACAACAACAUACUCACCUUCUUGAAUCUGAAGAAGCUGACAUCAUCCAUCGCAGCUUCUCCACUCCAUGCCUCCCCUUAACCACUUUAUCAUCCGGGGAAGACCUCCCUUCCUCCUCGCAUCCAAGAAUCGAGAUUGUUCGCGGCACCGGGGCUCCGGUCCACGCUCUGGUAGUCGAGGUCGCAAUUGCCAUGGCCUCCGGUCUUCACCCGAAACCACUCCCAAACGGUCUUGGCGGUGCCUACCUCUUCUGCAAUCCAAUCAGCGGCAAAAACAUCGCCGUAGCAAAGCCCGUCGACGAAGAGCCCUUAGCCUUAAACAACCCAAAGGACCUGGGCUCUCAAUUGCCGGGCCAGCCGGGCCUCAAGACUUCAAUUCGCAUCGGCGAGGCUGCUACCCGUGAGCUUGCUGCAUAUCUCCUCGAUCACGGCUCCUUCGCUGCUGUACCUCCAACAGCCCUCGUCAAAUUCUCUCACGCUUCUUUCUUCGCCAACGACGCGCCUAAACUCGCGUCGCUUCAACGCUUCAUCGGUCACGCUUUCGAUGCCGGCGAGUUGGGACCUUCUCUCUACUCUGUUUCCUCUGUUCACCAGAUCGGAAUCUUGGACAUUCGCCUUCUCAACCUUGAUAGACACGCCGGCAACAUGCUUGUUAUGAAUCAUGGCUUCGUUCCUGGUGUUGCUGCUCAUCUUGUUCCCAUUGACCAUGGCUUCUGCCUCCCUGAGUGGCUUGACGAUCCUUACUUUGAGUGGCUCCAUUGGCCACAGGCUUCUACACCUUUCUCCAACUCAGAACUUGAUUACAUCUCGAAACUCGAUCCGUUUAAGGACGCUCAGAUUCUAAGAUCAGAGCUUCCUCUGUUGAGGGAGUCCUCAAUUAGGGUUCUUGUUGUUUGCACCAUUUUCUUGAAGCAUGCUGCAGCUGCAGGGCUUUGCCUCACCGACAUAGGGUUACUGAUGACGAGGGAGUUUUGUGGCGGCAAAGAAACACCGAGCGAGUUAGAGACAAUUUGCUCACAGGUUAAGGCCAGUGUUCCUCUUGAUGUUCCCAACAAUAAUAACGAAGAAGAAGAAGGGAGUAGUUGCGAGAUUAGUGGCAUUUCCUUUGGAGACAUGAGGAAAGGUGAAUGGGAAUCUUUUCUGGAGAUUUUCGAUAAGGUUUUGUGUGGUGUGUUUGGAAACAAGCAAGUUUAAAAUUAUUUGGAACAUCAUAAUGUGGAGAUCAUUGAUGAGAGUUAGUAGAUAUAUAUGAAAAAAAAAAUUAAAGCAAGAGAACAAUCACUGUCGCUUUGUAAUUGUACACUAAUGUUGAGAAGAAUAUUCAUAGAUUAGGGUUGUAGAUAUAAAAGAGAUGGACUUCUAAUAUGGCAAAAAGGGAUGGAAUAGGGAUUGGUGAGGUGCUAAUUAGUUUUAUGCCAUCCAUUCCGUUCUGCAAACUUUUUUUUUUCUUUAUUUCUUU
Arachis stenosperma is the source of this 1821-nucleotide messenger RNA. RefSeq names its product phosphatidylinositol 4-kinase gamma 1-like. Lineage: Eukaryota; Viridiplantae; Streptophyta; Magnoliopsida; Fabales; Fabaceae. The coding region runs from base 204 to 1556 and encodes 450 amino acids. The transcript has a single exon. The record is from RefSeq and is a predicted model, not a curated record.